Penicillium subrubescens is the source of this 618-nucleotide messenger RNA. It is a transcript of the gene srgA, whose product is annotated as Rab family GTPase srgA. NCBI's taxonomy places the organism in Eukaryota, Fungi, Ascomycota, Eurotiomycetes, Eurotiales, Aspergillaceae. The transcript is spliced from 3 exons. Gene Ontology annotation, biological process: protein secretion; protein localization to plasma membrane; regulation of exocytosis. The record is from RefSeq and is a predicted model, not a curated record. Gene Ontology annotation, molecular function: GTPase activity; GTP binding. Bases 1 to 618 code for a protein of 205 amino acids. Gene Ontology annotation, cellular component: plasma membrane; endosome.
AUGGCUGGUACACGGAAUUAUGACUUCCUGAUCAAGUUGCUGUUGAUCGGAGAUUCCGGUGUGGGCAAGUCAUGCUGUCUGUUGCGCUUCAGUGAGGACUCGUUCACCCCGUCCUUCAUUACAACCAUCGGUAUCGACUUCAAGAUCCGUACAAUCGAGUUGGACGGCAAGAGAGUGAAACUGCAGAUCUGGGAUACAGCUGGCCAGGAACGUUUCCGAACCAUCACGACCGCCUACUACCGUGGCGCGAUGGGUAUCCUCCUGGUCUACGACGUGACCGAUGAACGGUCUUUCCAGAACAUCCGAACCUGGUUUUCCAACGUCGAGCAACACGCCAGCGAGGGCGUUCACAAGAUCCUGAUCGGAAACAAGUGCGACUGGGAGGAGAAGAGGGCCGUCUCCACCGAGCAAGGCCAACAGCUGGCUGAUGAGCUUGGCAUUCCCUUCCUGGAGGUGUCCGCGAAGAACAACAUCAACAUCGAGAAGGCCUUUUACAGUCUUGCAUCGGACAUCAAGAAGGGUAUGGAUACCUCCAAGACUGACAAUGGUAGCUCGCCAGGGCUCCAUGUAGAUCAGGGAUCGGGUCAGAAUGCGAGCGCUGGCGGGAAGUGCUGCUAG